Molecule: messenger RNA, 2186 nt
Organism: Paramisgurnus dabryanus
Lineage: Eukaryota; Metazoa; Chordata; Actinopteri; Cypriniformes; Cobitidae
Biological process (GO): DNA integration; DNA recombination
Molecular function (GO): DNA binding
Source: RefSeq, a predicted model, not a curated record
UAUACUGUAAAGGCCUGUUUGUUCGCAAGGAGUUGUGGCGCCAUACACGGAGAUGUUCUUCAAAGAUUUGUUCCGAGUCUGAAGCAACUGGUAAGGCUAAAGUUCUAGUUUUGGCUGAUAUUGCAGAGUCAACAUUCUCUCAAGCAAUCUCUCCUGAAGUGUGGAAAAUCUUGGGAAAUAUGAAGAAUGAUGACAUUUCAUCUGUUGUUCGAAAUGAUUUUCUCAUACUGCAGUUGAGUCAGAGUCUUUACAACAAACACGGAAGUGAUCCAACAAAAUUUGAAUACAUCAGACAGAAGGUACGGGAAGUGGGCAGACUCUUGCUAAGCAUGAAAAAAAAAUUCUCCAUACUUAGCUUUGAAGAUGCUUUGAAGCCAAACAAUUUUUACAAAGUCAUUGAGGCCGUGAAAGAUGUUGCUGGUUAUGAAGAAAAGAGCCACUCAUAUAAGACACCAAGUCUUGCGCUAAAGUUAGGACAUUCACUUAACAAAAUUGCUGACAUCAUUCUCUGCAGGGCCAUCGCAGGAGAGGAUGAUGCUCUGACGAAAGCAGCAGAGCGAUUCAAAAGACUUUGCUCAAGUGAAUGGGCAGAACAUGUCUCCCAUGCUGCUCUUGCUACUUUAAGCAAAUCAAAGUUCAACAAACCAUCUACCAUACCAUUCACACAUGAUGUGCAGCUUCUCCACCAGUGCCUAGAGAAGAAAUCAGCUGAUGCUUUUGAAAACCUGAAAAACCAAGAGUCUUCACAGGCAUACGCAGAACUCGCCAAAGUGACACUGGCACAAGUAAUCAUCUUUAACCGGCGUCGUGCAGGAGAAGUUUCAAAAAUGACACUUGAGUGUUUUAUGAAAAGAGACCAAACUGAGCUCCACGAGGACAUAGCUCUUGGUCUCUCUCCGUUUGAGCAAAAAAUGUCCAAGCAUUUUAGCAGAGUAGAAAUAAUGGGCAAAAAAGGGAGAAAAGUUGCUGUUCUGCUAAGCCCUGAUCUUGUUGGAGCAAUACAACUUCUUGUGGACAAGAGAGAUUCAUGUGAAGUAGAUGGGGACAACCCCUUUCUAUUUGCAAGACCAAAGUGUUCAGCCACCAGUUUCUUCAGGGGACAAGACUGCAUCAGGCUUUUUGCAAAUCAGUGUGGUGCCCAGAACCCUGAAUAUCUCAGAUCUACACAACUCCGUAAGCAGGUUGCAACAAUGUCCCAGAUUCUUAAUCUAAAGGAUAAUGAGCUGGAUCAGCUUGCCAACUUUUUGGGCCAUGACAUUCGGGUCCAUAGAGACUAUUAUCGGUUGCCAGAUGCAACUAUAGAAAUUGCAAAAAUCUCAAAGCUGCUUCUGGCAAUGGAGAAAGGAACCCUUGCAAGUUUCCAAGGAAAGUCUCUUAGUGAAAUUGAGAUUGAAGAUGAAAUUGAUCCUGAAUUAGACGACGAAGAAGAAAGUGAUGGAGACGGCGAAGAAUCGGAUUCUCUCCAUAGAGUAAAUGGAAACAAAAAGAGGGUGGACCAUGUAAAGUCGACCCAGGAUGAGGAGAUUGAAAGUUCCAACGGAAAACAAAAAAUGUCCCCCAAUGAACCAGUCAGCUCCACAGGAAAACGAAAAAUGCCCCCAAAUGAGCCUGUCAGCUCCACAGGAAAACGAAAAAUGCCCCCAAAUGACCCUGUCAGCUCCACAGAUGCCAAAUCAAGGAGAAUUGUAAAAAGGCCAUGGACUGCUAAUGAAGUGAAUGCCGUUAUGAAACAUUUUAAAGUCCAUAUUUCAAAGGGACAUCUCGCAACAAAGGCAGAGUGUGAGCAGUGCAAGGCUGCAGAGGACCCUGUGCUAGCAGAAAGAACUGUACAAAACAUAAGGGAUUUCGUGAGGAACCGAGGUUUGAUGUUGAAAAAAAAUAGUUCUUAGACAGAUCAUGGUCACCUUCUUUUAAGGUUUGUGGCUUUUGUUACUGUAAGUUUACAAGUUAAAUGACUGGCUGACUAUUGUUCUCUUGUUAAAACUUUAAAAUCUCUCAUUUCCAUAGUUAAACCCAGAUCGUCCUUACAAUACUAGGUCGUUAUUUACAUACACACACCUAACUAACACCCGAUUGAGAAGAAGAUUUGGGUUAGCUAGAUAUCAUUCACAUACACGCACCUCGGAAACACUUAAUUCCUGUCCAUGUUAAACCAAAAUUGUCCUCAUAAUCAGGUAUUACUUAGG